Chelonoidis abingdonii (Abingdon island giant tortoise) is the source of this 1924-nucleotide messenger RNA. The record is from RefSeq and is a predicted model, not a curated record. Lineage: Eukaryota; Metazoa; Chordata; Testudines; Testudinidae.
UUUCCCUGGAGUAGGGUUUUCAGUUUCCAAACCUGAUGUGAUGUCACAUCUGGAACGAGGGGAAGAGCUGUGGGUCCCAGACCUCCAGGGCUCUGAGAAAGAAGUGCUUUCAAGAGCUGCCCGCACAGGGAGUGACCUACGUCUGGAUUCUCUCUGUGACCCAUCAGGUGAUGGGAUGGUGAGUGAGAAUGAGGAGGAGGAUGUUGAGCAAGUAGAACCACCUGGGACAUUAUCAGGAAGAUCCAAAGGGAAUGUUCCUGGGAGUUGUACACUCCCAGAAAAAGAAAAAGCCUGUGAGACGCAGCCGAUGCCAGAGGAAAACUUGAGUAGCCACUCAGACCUUAUUACUCGUGAGAGAAUCAACGUGGAAGAGACACACUACACAUGCCAUGAGUAUGGGAAAAGCUUCAAUGGGAGCUCAGACCUUUUCACACAUCAGAGAAUCCACAGAAGAGUGAAACCCUACAUGUGCUCUGACUGUGGGAAAAGCUUCAGUCGGAGCUCAGCCCUUAUCACACAUUGUAGAAUCCACACAGGAGAGAAACCCUACACGUGCACUGAGUGCGGGAAGUGCUUCAGUUGGAGCUCAAACCUUUUCAAACAUCAGAGAAUCCACACAGGUGAGAUGCCCUACACAUGCUCUGAGUGUGGGAAAAGUUUCAGUCAGAGCUCACACCUUAUCAGACAUCGGAGAAUCCACACAGGAGAGACACCCUACACGUGCUCUGAGUGUGGGAAAGGCUUCAAUCAGAACUCAGACCUUAUCAGACAUCGGAGAAUCCAUACAGGAGAGACGCCCUACACAUGCGCUGAGUGUGGGAAAAGCUUCAAUCACAGCUCAAACCUUAUUAGACAUCAGAGAAUCCAUCUGAGAGAGAACUGUAAUAAAUGCCUUGAUUAGGUCUGGCCAAAUAUGUAUUUUUUUAAUUCCAUUUCCUAAUUCGCACAUAGUGAUGUUUGCACCAUCUUCACAGUAGUCUCUCAGCUUCCCCAGAUAAGUUGCCUGCUUCUGCCUUUUGCAGCUCACCCUUUUUUGAGGUCAGUCCUGUGAUCUUUUCUAUCGACUCCUUUCCUUUUUAGUCGUAGGAGUGUGUGUCCCUCCAGCCAGGAACGUUCAUCAGCCGCAAGUGGGAGUGAGAUCCCAACAAGCUACACUGAGACAAAAACUACCUGUGCCUUCCAUUCACUAGGGCUGUACAUGGCGUUGGCUGCUCAAGUUAGUGGUCUUGGUGUAAAAAGAGAAUUAAGUUGUAGAGCAGAUGCAGCCCAGUUGCAGUGGUUGGCAUUAGCUUUCCCCUUGACCUGACCUAAACACUUGUCAGAAAAAACUACCGGUUUCUUUUGCAAGCAUUUGCUUUGCAAUGUAGAGGCAGAAGCAGUCUUCGCUGUUUCCUCAAAAGAUUGACCAAAAGGUGGGAAGAGCGGACACGUUUGGUAAGGCACCACUGGAUGCUGCAUCCCUAACCUCCACUUUACCUGGCAGGUGCCUUGGCCAGCUUAGCCACGGUGCCACUCUCUGGAACUUUUCUCCCAAGUGCUCCAUUUUUCAUUAAUGAGAAUCAAAAGGAAGGUGACAGAAGAGUAUUGCCUAUAAGGAUCUCUGUGCAUAGACAUCCCCAGCGAAUCCCAGGGAUGUGGUGCACAGGCUCUUCUGUUGCAGCAGUUGCAGUUGAAGCAACCACUUUGCCAAUGCCAGCGACAGUAGCCUUUUCAUCAGCUCCAGGCUUGUGAUUUGAUUCUUUUCAACACUUCACUCUAAAGAAGCCUUUUCCUUAGCAAGCAAUUACUGGGAUUGCCAAGGGAGGUCUCUUCUCUUUCCUAGAAAGGCAUAGGAAAAUGUGAGCGGAGGAGACUAAGGCACCACUGGGACUUGAACCCAGGAUCUCCUGUUUACUAGACAGGUGCUUUAGCCAGCUAAGCCAUG